Staurois parvus is the source of this 477-nucleotide messenger RNA. The record is from the annotation of a GenBank genome assembly. Lineage: Eukaryota; Metazoa; Chordata; Amphibia; Anura; Ranidae.
UCCCCAGACCCUGCAUUCACUAUAUCUGGUCUCCCCGGACCCUGCAUUCACUAUAUCCGGUCUCUCCGGACCCUGCAUUCACUAUAUCCGGUCUCCCCAGACCCUGCAUUCACUAUAUCUGGUCUCCCCGGACCCUGCAUUCACUAUAUCCGGUCUCCGCGGACCCUGCAUCCACUAUAUCUGGUCACCCCGGACCCUGCAUUCACUAUAUCUGGUCUCUCCGGACCCUGCAUUCACUAUAUCUGGUCUCUCCGGACCCUGCAUUCACUAUAUCCGGUCUCUCCGGACCCUGCAUUCACUAUAUCUGGUCUCCCCGGACCCUGCAUUCACUAUAUCUGGUCUCCCCAGACCCUGCAUUCACUAUAUUUGGUCUCCCCGACCCUGCAUUCACUAUACCCUGCAUUCACUAUGUAUGGUUUCCCCGGACCCUGCAUUCACUACAUCUGGUCUCCCCAGACCCUGCAUUCACUAUAUCUG